GAAGUCUAUAUGCAAGGACGUCACUUACUUUUGAAUAUUGCCGAUGGACUGUGUUUUGUCAGGUUUGAGGCAUUCGUUCGUUAGUGGUGACUUGGAUACUCAACACAAUCUUAUAGUUAAAAUUGAAAAAUUGCAAAUGCAUUUGAACAUCGUUGCACAUAUCACGAUAUCUAGAUGUCAUAUGUGUAAAUUAAUUAGCCUGUAUAUUUACAGACCUAGAAAACUUCUGUUUUGUGCUAUAUUUUAACGAAAGUGUGCUCAGUCGGUUGUUUUUGUCCCAGAUCUAAGGGUUUGGAAGUGUCGACGAACAAUAUGAUUAUGCUGUAGUGAUCGACUGGUGUCAUAAACCAGACCUCGACAGAAAUACAGGACAGAUAGUAUACUCACUGUAAUAUAGAUGGCAAAGAAUUUAACCACUUAUUAUUUUUGAGGACAAAAUGCAUAUUUUCUGUUGGAGUCGUGUUCGCAUUGAUGCAGAAAAUGCCCAGACAAUUAAUGAUUAUCUUUACAACGUACUCCCCAUUUAUUAUUCACAUUCCUUCCAUGAGUGUCCUUUAUGUAGAUCCGAUAACUAUAUGACCUGGACAUCCCUUCUAGCUUCAUUUCUCGAUUCCAGAGUGUUGCUUCAUAAAAAUAACUCGCAAAAAAAUCCUGACUUGUUCAACUCAAAUGAUCUCUGUAUGGUGGAGUUCACACUUUCAGGUGAAACUAUUUAUCUAGUUGACGUACUUCUACAAAUGAACACCAUUGCUCUUGUUCCUGAGUUUGGAGAGUUCGUGGCAAAACGAGUAUUUUCUCUAGACAAGUCGACUUAUAAACGUCAUGAGUAUGCCAUCAGAAUUCUCAUGCUUCAUAAAUGGCUGGAUCUUAACUUUUCUCACAUUCCGAAGCCCACUUAUGAGCAACUAGGUAGAUAUUUGGAUCCAAAUUCAGUUUUGGACUGGAUAGGCUUAAGAAUCCGGACAAAAAUAAAAAAAACAUACUGGAGAGGUUGCACAGUAGCAGACAAAAUACAGGUACUUUUGAACUCUUUUGACCUAUCUACCUUGGCAACACUGCUUGGUCAAUCUACAAAUUCUGAUGGUGGAGAACAGGUUAACGUAAGUGCUUUUUAUCUUUGUACUAAACAACAGUGUAAGAAACAAAACAUUCAUCACCAUAAAGAAUCGAAGGAGCACUUUCGAGAAAAGAAGAUUGCCAGAAAACCCCAUCCAUCUGCUUUACCAAUAGGGGGUGACGUUUGUACAGAUAUAGUUACAGAAUUGGAUGAAGAGGCUAAUCAGUUCUCGCUAUAUUCACUUGAGAAACCGGGAAACCCGAGCAGUCCAAAUACACAGCGGGAUACAGAUAUCACAUCAGGAGAUAAGCGAAGACUAAUGGAUAAAAAUGAUAGAAAGCGCACGAUUUCUGAUUGGGAAGAGAAGGUUCAGGCUGAUUAUGGCUUCAGCAGACCAUCUAAGAAGAUGAAAUUGAACGGUCAAUGUAAUAACAUUGAGGAUGCAGACGGUGAGAUAAACGUGUUGGAUGUAGGGAACGACAUCGACACUAAUCAGAAUGUGCGAGAUGAUGUUAGUGCAGACAAUUCCUUGCAUGGAAAGCCAGUCAUACCAAUGGAACGGAGUCAGGACAUGAGUUCACCUGGUAAACGGAAAACACCAAAGAAGGACAGAACCCCGAUAGUUAGUGGCUCUGAAGUCAAGAAUGUCAUUGUGAGUCCCACUACCUCAACUGAAAAGAGAAAGGCAAGUCGUAGCAAUACGAAUAUCAGAAGUGAGGUAGACGUGUUGGAUGUAGGGAACGACAUCGACACUAAUCAGAAUGUGCGAGAUGAUGUUAGUGCAGACAAUUCCUUGCAUGGAAAGCCAGUCAUACCAAUGGAACGGAGUCAGGACAUGAGUUCACCUGGUAAACGGAAAACACCAAAGAAGGACAGAACCCCGAUAGUUAGUGGUAAGUUUCGCCUAUUGAUCUGCAAUCCAUAUUCCUCCUAGGCUCUGAAGUCAAGAAUGUCAUUGUGAGUCCCACUACCUCAACUGAAAAGAGAAAGGCAAGUCGUAGCAAUACGAAUAUCAGAAGUGAGGUAGACGUGUUGGAUGUAGGGAACGACAU
Schistosoma bovis is the source of this 2109-nucleotide messenger RNA. Lineage: Eukaryota; Metazoa; Platyhelminthes; Trematoda; Strigeidida; Schistosomatidae. The record is from the annotation of a GenBank genome assembly.